CAAAGAAAAACAGAGAGAGGCUUAUCUUAAAAAACUUUUUUCAGUCAUACAGAAAACAAACGAAUCCACAAAUGGAGACAGUUGUGGCUACAGUUUUUGUAUCCCCUAUAGUCAAGUUAUUAAUCACCAAAAUGUCAAAUUAUUGUUCCGGCGAGAUUGCUCUUGUCAGGGGUUUCAAGGAUAAACUGGAAAAGCUUUCUGAGACAUUGGAGCUAAUUGAAGCUGUGUUGGGCGAUGCUGAGAAGCGACAAAUAGAAAAUGAUCGGUUAGUGAGACUCUGGUUGAAAAAACUCAAAGAUGUCGCUCAUGAUGCUGACGACAUUUUGGACGAACUUCAAUGUGAAGAUCUUGGGCUUAAAUUGGAAAAUGAGAGAAACAUCUUGCGAUUAUUUCCCCCGAAGCAAUUUGGAUUUGGAUAUAAGAAUAAGAUGGCUCAUAAAAUUAAAGAUGUCAAUAGAAAGUUGGAUGAAAUCACACAAGUUAUGGAGAAAUUCAAAUUCCUUAAUCAGCUGGGUACUACUUCUGGUCGUCAUAUUACUGUAAUGAAUGAGAAAAGAUCAGAAACAUCUUCGGAUGUUAAUGAUUCGUCUGCUAUUGUGGGAAGGAUAGAUGAUAUAUCAAAAAUAUUAGAUUUAUUAAAACAAGAAAGUGAUUCUGUUGUUCGCAUUUCUGGUAUGGGAGGGAUUGGCAAGACCACACUUGCUCAAUUGGUGUUGAAGGAACUAGCUGUUAAUAACGAAGAUUAUUUUAAACUCAAAAUUUGGGUUUCUGUUUCCCAAAAAUCAGACGCCAAGGAGAUAUUCUGUGACCUCUUGGAAUCCAAUAAAGAAACCACAUCAAGCUUGGAGACCAUCAAAAAUCGCCUGAAAGAGAAACUCAAGGGGAAAUGCCUGAUAGUACUUGAUGAUGUAUGGAUAAAAAAUGGCAACCGUGGCAUCGAUGUAGAGCAGUUGCUAAAAGAUAUUUUGUCUAUGAGUGGCAAUGGAAGUAAGAUUCUUAUGACUAUGCGAAGUGCUGAACCCAUCCAUCCGAUGAAGGAUUGUCGAUACAUGAUCUACCAAUUACAAGGUCUACCCGAAAAUGAUUGUUGGUCUAUUUUUGAGAAUAUGGCAUUUGCGCAUGGAGGUGAAAAUUGGGAAUGCAAGGACCCAGAUCUGAUCAGCAUAGGGAAGCAAAUUGCGAGAAAGUGUGGAGGUAUUCCUCUAGUUGCAAAGACUCUCGGGGGUUUGCUCUACUCUAAAAAAGAUAAGUCAGAAUGGUUAUCUAUCUUAAACAGCCAAAUUUGGAAUCUCCCAGCCGGCGAAAAUAAGAUCAUGUCGAUAUUGAAGUUGAGUUACGAUCACUUAUCACCAUAUGUGAAACGAUGCUUUUCGUAUUGUUCAAUUUUUCCCAAGGGUCAUUAUUUUAUGAAGAAAGAACUUAUCAGAAUGUGGAUGGCAGAAGGAUUCCUUAUCAGUCCCUGGGAAGCAAAUUCCUCAAAUGCAUCUCCAGUAACUGUAGGUAACGAUUACUUCAAAAACUUGUUGCUCAACUCUUUUUUCCAGGAUGAGCAUAGGAACAAAUGGGGGGAUAUCAAGUCAUGCAGAAUGCAUGAUCUUGUGCACGAUCUUGCAAUAUUAAUUGCUGGGAGUGAAUCUCAGACUGUGAUGGUAAGUAGUAAAGAAGAUGAUCAAGAAGUUAAUAUGCAAUGUGAUAAAUUUCGUCACUUAGGGUUACAAGUGCUUGAUAAAGAUGUCUCAGCAAUCCCCUCGGAGAUUUAUGAAGCCUCCAAUGUGCGAACAUUUGUUUCUUUUUGUCCCCUCGACUAUGAAAUCCAAGGUAAUGGUGCCUGGGCCAAGAAAAUCUUCAGCUUGAGUUUGCUAAGGGUUUUAAAUCUAAGUCACACAGGAGUUGAAGAGUUGCCUCAAUCAAUUUCCAAAUUAAAGCACCUUCGGUAUCUUGAUAUCUCACAUACUAGAAUUCAUACUUUCCCUGCUUCUUUCCGUCAGCUCUACAAUUUACAAACUUUGAUCCUCACAGGAUGUAAUUUAAAAGAGCUUCCCAAAGACAUGAGAAAGCUGAUCGGUUUGGAAUAUCUCGUAUUCAGUGAUAGACCUGAUGUGUACAAUCAAACGCCAAGAGAAGUAAGCAGAUUCAGUAAGCUUAAGAAAUUAUCCGUAUUCGUUGUGGGAAUAGGCAAAGGUUAUGGUAUAGAAGAAUUGGAACGUCUAAAUCUCCUUGGAGGUAAACUGAUUAUUACAAAUUUGGAAAGGGUAACAGAUGCAAGGAAAGCAAAUUUGAAGGGGAAGAAGGAUAUUAUACACUUACACCUACGUUGGGAUUCAGCGAUUUGUAAUACUUCUGAUAAAUGCAACAAAGAUAAUGUGGUGCUGAAGGGCCUCCAACCUCACCCAAAUCUAAAAGAGUUAACAAUAUUGUAUUUUGGUGGUUCAGAGUUCCCAGCAUGGAUGAUGAGUACUUCCCUGCAUCUUCCAAAUUUGGUAAAUAUUACUCUAUAUGAUUGUGUUAAUUGUGAGCAUCUUCCUGCACUUGGACGACUACAAUCACUUAGAUCUCUUUAUAUGGAAAGAAUGGGAGCAAUCAAACAAAUUGGUGGUGAGUUCUAUCAAAGCAAUGGAGCAGCAUCAUUCCCUUCUUUGGUAAAGCUUUAUUUACGUUCUUUUUACAAUCUAGAAGAAUGGUUAGGAGACCAGCAGUCAUCAACAUCUAGUUUCCCUUGCCUUGAAUCGUUGAAGAUCCUCGAUUGCAAUCAGUUAUUAACCACACCAACAAGUUUCCGAUCUCUCAAAAAGUUAGAUUUUGAGAUUAAGCUGAUUAGUUCUUCCCACCUUACAUCUCUACCUCUAAAAUUGAUUCGGGGAGGCAAUAACGUUCUGCAGACUUUGGUGGUCCGUGAUUGUAAAGAGUUUGCAGGCUUUCUUCCAGAUGAUGAGGAGCAACAACAUCGUCAACCAGAUGAUACUUCUAACAACUUUCUUUCGAAGAUAGAAAUUUUGAGAUGCCCUUCUUUAACGUUUUUUCCGGCAGACUUGAGGGGAUUUAUUUCUCUGACCUAUUUGGCCAUUGAAGGGUGUGAAAGUCUUAAAUCAUUGCCAGACGGUAUACAAUACCUCCCGGCACUUCAGACGCUGAUCAUUGGUGGAUUUUCAGAAGACUUGAUAUCUUUUCCAUUUCCAGCAGCCACCGGAUCUGAUGGUGAACAAUACUUCAUUUCCCUCCGUGAAUUAAAGAUAUGCGGGUGGCCUACUCUACUGGAUGAUGUGUUGCCAGACCAACUUCAACUCCUCACUUCAUUAGAGCUUCUCAGUAUAAAAGAUUUCCCUUGUCUGUUGGGUUUGCCUGAGUGGUUUGGCGAAUUAUCUUCCCUUCAAACCUUGGGAAUAGAAUGUUGCAGCAGGCUGAAGUAUCUUCCUUCUGAAGAACAGAUGCUACGCCUAACCUCCCUAGAAGUCUUAAACAUCAGGGAUUGUCCACUAUUGCUCAAAAGAUGUUGCCGUUGUUGUGGCAAAGAAGAAUGGCAUAAGGUUGCACGUCUCAAACAAGUUGGCAGAUCAUCUCCCCUAGUGGAUGACGAAAUUACACGGGAUGCAGCCAUGAACGAAGAGCUCCUUGAGCGUAGGAGGUCUGGGAUCUUCGCAAAUCAAUUCAAAGAGAAAUGCUGGAUUGACAUUUCUGGCCGCUACUGCUUCAUGUUGUUUCCAAGGAGUUUAUAUAUCGAAUGGGGGCAGGACACACGUUACUGGAGAUGGCUUUCAAAAAUAGAGCCAUCAGCAAGUGGCGAUGGGGAGAUUGAAGUUCCUAGUCUAAUACAGGUGUCUUGGCUGCACGUGGAGGGGAAAAUAGACAUGUCAAAACUCAACCCUGGAGUAAAUUAUGAGGUCGUAUUUGUAGUGAUGAUGUUUGAAGAAUGGAGCUGCGGAUGGGGCACUCCUGUGAACCUUUGGCUAGUACUCCCAAAUGGACAAAAACUUGUUCAGAAAGUGAGCUUGGAAACCAUGCCGAAAUCAAAGUGGAUCGAGAUUCACGUUGGAGACUUUGAAACACCGCAACAGCCUGGUGACGAAGAAAGAAUCGUUCACUUUAUGAUGUUUGAACACGUAGAUCAGUUGUGGAAAAGAGGAUUUGUAAUCGAAGGUGCCAUUGUUCGACCUAAGAAAUAAGAAAUUCGCUCCCAAGUAAGGUCGUCUUUGUUUCUUUUUCUUUUAUCGCUCGGGGCUCUUUUAUUACUCUUUCAUUCUUCUCUUAUUUGGGGUGACCAAUUUGGUUGUUUUUUUUUUAUUUUUUUUUUCUUUUGUCCUGUUUUUGUUGUAUUGAACCUCUAUUAAAUGUAACAUUUUUAGUCUUUAUCAGUAAAUCAAUAUUCAAGAUCAAUCUAAUUGCAUUAAAAUAAUGAAGAUCCAAGCAGGAAAUCUGUAAUUUAUCUCUCAAAAUACGAAUUCAACAAUAACAAAGGUUUGAUCUCUAACGAU
Papaver somniferum (opium poppy) is the source of this 4469-nucleotide messenger RNA. Its product is annotated as putative disease resistance protein RGA3. Gene Ontology annotation, molecular function: protein binding; ADP binding. NCBI's taxonomy places the organism in Eukaryota, Viridiplantae, Streptophyta, Magnoliopsida, Ranunculales, Papaveraceae. Gene Ontology annotation, biological process: defense response to other organism. The coding region runs from base 72 to 4160 and encodes 1362 amino acids. The transcript is spliced from 4 exons. The record is from RefSeq and is a predicted model, not a curated record.